Molecule: messenger RNA, 2141 nt
Organism: Anopheles nili
Lineage: Eukaryota; Metazoa; Arthropoda; Insecta; Diptera; Culicidae
Product: nicalin-1
Exons: 4
Coding region: 113-1768 (551 amino acids)
Biological process (GO): regulation of signal transduction
Cellular component (GO): endoplasmic reticulum membrane
Source: RefSeq, a predicted model, not a curated record
GCUUCACGAAAGCAGGGUUCUGCUAGUGCCAAUCACCGUUGCUGCUCGUGUCGAGUAAGCGUCCGAAUUACACUUUCUUUCUCGAGUGACCACAAGAGUUACGAAACUAAGGAUGUUCGAAGAAGCGGAUAACUUCGCCGAUCUGUUCCGCGGUGGACUGCCGUACUAUCUGCUCAUCACUCUGCCAAUCCUAAUCAUUUGUUCGUCCAAUCCGGUCCUUGCCGCUAGUGAGUUCAGCGUCCAGCGUAUGUCACAGUACGAUGUUCAUGGUGUUGCCUACGGUUGCCGGGCGUCAGCGUUGAAUUUGGAAGCCAAAUCCCUUUACACAUGGCAAACGUCCCGGCACUGUGUGCUGACCCGGUUGCAAGACAUGACCAUUGACCAUUUCCGGGAAAUCCGUGCUAAGGCAGGUGGUCUUGUGGUUCUGCUGCCGAAAGACACAACCGCCCUGAGCUUGGAGGACAAGCAGCAUAUCCACCUACUAGAGCAGGCGAUGAUGGUGCAAGACGUGCCGAUUCCGGUAUACCUGUCCAAGUACGACCCUAAGCUGGAUGGCAUAAUCGAUGAAGUAACACGCACCACCGUGCGCAGCAGCAAACAGAGCGCACCUAAACGUGAUUCGGCGUUCAGCGAGAUUUUUGGGUCGAUAUCCGCCAACGGGUAUCAGGUGGUGGUGUCUGGUGCGUCGCACGCGGUUAACAAACAGUCAAAGAUACCGAUCAUCCAAGGAGAGCUGGCCCCGACGAAACCCGGCACUUUGCUUGACAGAGACAAUAAGCUGCCGCUAAUAAUUGUAACUGCGCAUCUCGACACGUUUGGACUGACCAACACGCGGCAAAGCAACGUGGACGUAGCAGUGUUAAUGACGCUCGUUGAGCUGUUUAGUAAAUUGCACGCGAGCAUCCCGAAGUAUCGGCUAAUUUUUCUGGCAUCGGAAUCAGGCUUACUGCUUAACUUCCAAGGCAUGAAGAAGUGGCUCGAUUCGAACUUGGAUGAGAACGUGCAGAUCCAGCAUGCGGAAUUCGUCGUAUGUCUCGAUACGAUCGGCAAGUUGCUGGCGAACGAGAACAUUUUCAUGCACGUUUCCAAACCGCCAAAGGAAGGCACAUCGAUGAACGCCUUCUACAAAACGCUUCGCGUCGUAGCCCAGCGAUACGGCAACGUUACCGUUGAAGGUGUGCACAAAAAGAUCAAUUUGGCGGACACCCUGCUAGCGUGGGAGCACGAGCGAUUCAGCAUGAAACGCAUGCCUGCGUUUACCCUGUCCAACGUGAAGAAUCACAAGGACCCAAUGCGCAACACCAUCUUCGACGAUGACACGAUCGAGGAGCAGCUGGAUGCGCUUGAACGCAACGUGAAGAUUAUUGCGGAGGCAUUAGCAAGCCAUAUUUACAACGUGCCAGCCGAGGACGGCGCUGCCGGGGAAAUUUUUACCGGCUCGAUGGCCAUCAGCCGAGACCAAAUUAAGCCCUGGCUGCACAUCCGUUCGACGCUCCAGAAUAACGAUCUGAAGUACGCCUUCGAGAAGUACCUGCGUAACGUGAAAGUCUCCUACGAAAAACCCGACGCCCGGGAGCCGGACUUCAUGUUGUACGACGAUCGGGAAGCGUUGUUGAACAUCUACAACGUAAAACCGGCGGUGUUCGACCUGUUCCUCACGUUCAUGAUCGCCGCUUACCUGACGAUGGUCUACUUUGCAAUCUUCCACUUCCCUAGGCUGUACGGAUUCGUGUGUCGCAUGACGGUAGUUAAAACCAAAGUAAAUUGAAAUGAGAUCCUUGCGCUCGGAGCGAUCAGGCGAUCAUCGCGGUUAGGGCCGCUUACACUCAUCGAUUGUUUUUUUAGGAAAGGGUAGUAAGGUAGUUUAGAAUAUUUGUUCUGUUUUUUUCUUUUCCCUAUCGAAUCAUUAGCCGUGCUCCCAUUCAUUUCGCUAGGCGUUGAUUUGUACCAUACUCGCCUAGUGCAUGUCACCAUACCCAUCGGACGUUAAGUGUCGAAAUCGGUUCUCUGCAUUCGUUCAUGGUUGGGCGUAUUCGGAUUAUUUAUGUAUUUCGUUCGAGCAAGGUUGAAUUUCUCGUAUGGAAAUGAUACCAUGCUGCUCUUCAUGGUUAGCAUUGAGUGACGAGCAAUAAAGAAAUCAA